Daphnia pulex (common water flea) is the source of this 682-nucleotide messenger RNA. It is a transcript of the gene ND-MLRQ, whose product is annotated as cytochrome c oxidase subunit NDUFA4-like. NCBI's taxonomy places the organism in Eukaryota, Metazoa, Arthropoda, Branchiopoda, Diplostraca, Daphniidae. The transcript has 3 exons. Bases 140 to 382 code for a protein of 80 amino acids. The record is from RefSeq and is a predicted model, not a curated record.
GCUCGCGGCACCGCUGUAAGAAAGAAGGAAGAAGUUCGGCCUUCCAAAUAUAGCAGAGACUCCGAUCGUACGCCCUCCAUUUUGGACCCAUUUCAAGAAGCGUACGUGCAAUUUGUGAAUUGCCUUUUAAACGUUCAAGAUGCAGGGACUCUCACUAAAAUCUCUUAAAAAACACCCUUCUCUCAUCCCCCUCUUCGUUUCGUUGGGAGUUGGAGUUGCGAUGGCUGCUAUGUAUACUCUUCGUCUAGCAACCCAAAACCCUGAUGUUACAUGGGACAGGAAGAACAACCCAGAGCCAUGGCAAAAGUAUGCUGAAAAGCAAUACAAGUUUUAUUCGCCAGCUGGAUUCAAACCUAGCCAGGCACCUAAAUAUGAAGAGUGAUUUCCAUAAAAGAGUUCUUUUAUAGUCUCCUUCAUGAUUGAAAUUCCUGGAUAAUGUUGAAAUAAAAAGAAUUGGUAGUAUUUCGUAAACCAUUAACUGAACAGUAAACUAAAAAAAAAAAAAUUACAUUAUGUAAGAACACGUCACUUUCAAAAUGCCAAUUAUCAAAAUUGCUGGCUGAACUGACAAUAUUAGGUAUUGGUGGGUUAAUUUUACAUUGUACGUAAGAGGGCUAACCCCCUUGUAAAAAUUGGCAUCAGUUUAAGGUGUCUGUAUAAAAAUAAACAACUGAAAUCGAAA